Messenger RNA from Macrosiphum euphorbiae (potato aphid), 579 nucleotides. The record is from the annotation of a GenBank genome assembly. NCBI's taxonomy places the organism in Eukaryota, Metazoa, Arthropoda, Insecta, Hemiptera, Aphididae.
AUGAGCAAACCUCAAGUCGUUUUUGUCCUUGGAGGCCCUGGUGCAGGUAAGGGUACGCAAUGUUCCAACAUAGUAUCCAAAUUUGGAUUUGUCCACCUGUCUGCUGGUGACCUGUUACGAGCAGAACGCAGUAAACCUGACAGUAUGUUUGGAGAAUUGAUUGACAGUCAUAUCAAGAACGGUACAAUUGUACCAGUAGAAAUCACAUGUAAACUUAUUCAAAAUGCGAUGGAAGCAUCAGCAGCUAGUCGAUUUCUGAUUGAUGGAUUUCCACGAAAUAAAGACAAUAUGAUUGGCUGGGAUACAACAAUUGGAGACCAAGUUGAUCUUUUAUUUGUGCUGUUUCUAGAAUGUUCCGAAAAUGUAUGCAUAGAACGAUGCAUGAAAAGAGGUGCUGCUGGAAGUGGUCGUGCUGAUGAUAAUUUAGAAAGUUUAAAAAAGAGGAUUGUCACAUUUGUGAAUGAUUCUAUGCCGAUUAUAGAAUAUUUUAAAGAGAAGAAUUUAGUGAAAAGAGUUGAAGCCGAGAAAAAUGCUGAAGAUGUAUGGUCCGAUAUUAUUGAAUUAUUCAAAAACAUUUGA